This is a messenger RNA of Corylus avellana, 707 nucleotides long. Its product is annotated as metallothionein-like protein type 2. Lineage: Eukaryota; Viridiplantae; Streptophyta; Magnoliopsida; Fagales; Betulaceae. The record is from RefSeq and is a predicted model, not a curated record. Gene Ontology annotation, molecular function: metal ion binding.
UUAUAAAUUGAGGUCAUGGGUCUCUUCAGAAAGCUCGUGCUCAAGAGUCUGAUAGAAUAUUAUCGUCACCCUCGAAUACAUCAAUCUUCAGUCCUGCUUCAUUUCUUUCCCGUGAAAAAAAUGUCGUGCUGUGGAGGAAACUGCGGUUGCGGAUCUGGCUGCAAGUGCGGCAGCGGAUGUGGAGGAUGCAAGAUGUACCCUGACAUGGGCUACACAGAGAAGACCACCACCGAGACCCUUGUUCUUGGCGUUGCUCCCCAGAAGGCACACUUCGAAGGAGCUGAGAUGGAGGUGGGAGCCGAGAAUGGCUGCAAGUGCGGAUCGAACUGCACCUGUGACCCAUGCACUUGUAAAUGAGAGAGAAAUCGUAGCCUAUGAAGCAGAGACGGCCUUUGACUUUGAAAACUAAUAAAUAGCGAUUAUAUAUAUAUAAUAUAAUAUAUAUGUGCGUGUUUCGUGUUAUAAGGUGUUUUUAGAAACUCCUUUUGAAAUUAGUCUAAUAAAGUAGCCGUGGAUCUGUCUUUCUGCAAAUCUUACUAGUCUAAGGUUUGCUCCAAACCAUGGCUACUUGGUGCAUGUUUUCUUUGUAUAAAAAUAGCAGUGGUAAUUUAUGUAUGAUGCGAGUCUCUGCUGCGAUGGGGUAAUUUAUGUAUGUGGGAGGAAGAGAGUUUUUUGAUUAUCGAAUGGAAACUCUUUCUUCUAUCUGA